GAUCAGCCGUUCCCUCCGCCCUCCUUCCCUCCCUCCCGUGGAGAAGAGGGCCCGGUGGAAAAGAUGAUUGAAGAAAGUGGAAAGAGGAGGAGGACGAUGGCAGAGAAAAGACAGCUCUUCAUGGAAAUGAGAGCUCAGAAUUUUGAUGUCAUCCGACUGUCAACAUAUCGGACUGCCUGCAAGCUGAGAUUUGUGCAAAAAAGAUGUAAUUUACAUCUUGUGGAUAUCUGGAAUAUGAUUGAAGCCUUCAGAGAUAAUGGCCUUAACACAUUGGACCAUAAUACAGAGAUCAAUGUAUCUCGACUAGAAACUAUCAUUUCCUCCAUUUAUUAUCAGUUGAAUAAACGCCUUCCAUCUACUCACCAGAUCAGUGUGGAGCAAUCCAUCAGCCUUCUCCUCAACUUCAUGAUAGCAGCAUAUGAUAGUGAAGGUCAUGGAAAAUUGACAGUGUUUUCCAUAAAGGCAAUGUUGGCAACUAUGUGUGGUGGAAAAAUUCUGGACAAGUUAAGAUAUAGUUUCUCUCAAAUGUCAGAUUCCAAUGGGCUGAUGAUAUUUUCAAAAUUUGACCAGUUUCUAAGAGAAGUUCUGAAACUUCCUACAGCUGUUUUUGAAGGGCCUUCUUUUGGCUACACAGAAAAUUCUGUGCGAACAUGUUUUCCUCAGCAGAAAAAGGUAACAUUAAAUGUGUUCUUAGACACCUUAAUGGCUGACCCUCCACCCCAGUGCCUUGUGUGGCUACCUCUGAUGCAUAGACUUGCCCAUGUUGAAAAUGUCUUCCAUCCUGUGGAAUGUUCUUACUGCCGAUGUGAGAGCAUGAUGGGCUUCCGAUACCGAUGCCAGCAGUGCCACAACUAUCAACUCUGUCAAAACUGCUUUUGGCGUGGCCAUGCAAAUGGCCCUCACAGCAACCAGCAUCAAAUGAAAGAGCAUUCCUCUUGGAAAUCGCCUGCCAAGAAGCUGAGCCAUGCCAUUAGUAAAUCUCUUGGUUGUGUACCCACUAGAGAUCCUCCUCACCCUGUAUAUCCGGAACAGCCAGAGAAGCCCCUUGACCUUGCCCAUAUAGUCCCUUCUCGGCCUCUCGUUAACAUGAAUGAUGCUAUGGUUACACAUGUGUCCUCGGGAGCCCCCACGCCAACAAAAAGGUUGCAGCAAAGCCUCGCCCCCUCCGAUGGGCUCAGUGAUGAGCAUGUGCUGAUAGCAGCCUAUGUGAGCCAGCUACAAAGCAGCACACGCAGUGUCCUGGACAGUCCUAGCAGACUGGAUGAAGAACAUCGGUUAAUUGCUCGAUAUGCUGCCAGAUUAGCUGCUGAAGCUGGAAACGUGACACGGCCACCAAUAGAUCUGGGAUUCAAUUUUGAUGCUAACAAACAGCAAAGGCAACUGAUAGCAGAACUGGAAAACAAGAACCGAGAAAUACUUCAAGAAAUCCAACGCCUCAGACUGGAACAUGAACAGGCUUCCCAGCCAACACCUGAAAAAGCCCAGCAGAAUCCAACUUUACUGGCCGAAUUAAGGCUAUUGCGGCAAAGGAAAGAUGAAUUGGAACAACGAAUGUCUGCUCUUCAAGAAAGUCGAAGGGAACUGAUGGUACAACUGGAAGGACUCAUGAAGCUGCUAAAGGAAGAAGAACAAAAACAGGCAGCUCAGGCAGCUGGUUCUCCACAUAUUUCCCCCACCCAUGGGGCUGGCCGCUCUAUGCCAAUGCCAGUCAGGUCCACAUCUGCCGGUUCUACCCCAACUCAUGUACCCCAAGAUUCACUUACUGGUGUUGGAGGAGAUGUCCAGGAAGCAUUUGCACAAGGAACUCGGCGGAAUCUCCGUAACGAUUUGCUGGUAGCAGCUGAUUCAAUUACCAAUACAAUGUCAUAUUUGGUGAAGGAGCUUCAUUCAGGGGGAGAGGAAGGAGGUGAGGAGGAGGAAGAGGAGGACAAGAUGCAGAAUGGGAAGGACCGAGGUUAAAUUAAAAAAAAUCUGGACCAGCCAGAGGUUUAGGUAACAAGGUGUGAGCUCCUAUUCUAAAGACGUCUCCACAUCCUUCAGAAGAGGCAUGAUCCAACUGACACAUCCACCAUUGUGAAGCUGUGACUAACACAACAAUUGCAGGGGAGCAGUCUUCUUCCAACAGACACAGUGGCUUUUC
Pseudonaja textilis is the source of this 2140-nucleotide messenger RNA. It is a transcript of the gene DTNB, whose product is annotated as dystrobrevin beta. The record is from RefSeq and is a predicted model, not a curated record. Gene Ontology annotation, biological process: synaptic signaling. Lineage: Eukaryota; Metazoa; Chordata; Lepidosauria; Squamata; Elapidae. Gene Ontology annotation, molecular function: zinc ion binding. Gene Ontology annotation, cellular component: synapse; plasma membrane.